AUGUACCGCUCUGAUAGAAACUGCUGCUGGGAUCCGAAGCCAAACAACCUUAAUGCUCCCUUCUGCUUCCUCAAGCAACACACAUGCAAGGGCUACGAAGUCAAGUCUACUGAAGAAUCCGCCACAGGCACUCUUAUCCAUCUCAGUCUACUCGGUGGCUCCCAGGGUUGCUCCCGUUUCGGCCAAGACAUCCCCAACCUCGCGGUGCACAUCGACUAUGAGACAGAGUCUCGUGUCCGCGUCAAGAUCAUCGACAGCGACAAAAAGCGCUACGAGAUUCCUGCCUUUGCUUUGCCCAAUCCAGAGUCGUCUGCCCGUCGCAAUGUCGCCAAGAGGGAUUAUACUGUAAAGUACACCAAGAGCCCAUUCACCUUCUCCGUAACCCGGGUCUCGACAGGCGAGGUUAUCUUUGAUUCUUCGGUCGCGGGCAUGGACUCCCUGGUUUACGAGGACGAGUACCUCGAGAUCUCAUCAGUACUGCCAGAUGAUGCCAAUAUCUAUGGUUUGGGAGAGGUCGUCACGGCCUUUAGGAGAGACCCCCGAGGCACCCGCCAGACCAUGUGGGCUCGCGAUGCUGCCACACCCGUUGACGAGAAUCUCUAUGGCAGCCACCCCUUCCAUCUCGAGAUGCGCAAGGGUCUCGCCCACGGUGUUUUCUUGCGCAACAGCAACGGCAUGGACGUCAUUAUCACGCCAAAGAAGAUCACUUACAAGGUCAUUGGAGGCAUCCUCGACUUUACCAUCUUUUUGGGACCCAAGCCAACGGAUGUGGUCCAACAGUACACUGAGCUGGUUGGACGACCCCACAUGCCCCCAGCCUGGUCUUUGGGCUUCCACCAGUCCCGCUAUGGAUACAACAACAUUGGAGAGGUCGAAGAGGUUGUGAAGAGGUACCGUCAGGAGAACUUGCCUUUGGAUGGAGUCUGGAUCGAUAUCGACUAUAUGGACUCGUUCAAGGAUUUUACGUACGAUGAGGCCCGCUUCCCCCAGGCUAGGAUCCGCGCACUCGCUAGUGACUUGGCUGCCCAUAACCAGAGCAUGGUUCUCAUCAUUGACCCCGGUAUUCCCAUCGCCCCUGGUUACGAACCCUACGACACUGGAAUGAAGGAGGACGUCUUCAUCAAGACAUUAACAGGCAAGCCCAUCGAGGGUCGUGUCUGGCCUGGUCAGACCUACUUUCCCGACUUCAUGAACACCAACGAGACAUGGGCGUUCUGGCAGCGCCAGCUAGCCAAGACGAGGGCAGAUAUCGGCGACAAUGUGUAUCCUUGGAUCGACAUGAACGAGCCCAGCAACUUUUGCAAUGGACCCUGUACCAAGGACAGCCCUGGAUUCAAUCCCGCCCUUGACAAGGAGGUUUCGGCCAACGCUUACUUGACCAAUUCACCCGAGGAUAGGGACAAGGACAUUCGCAUCGCUUCUGAAAUCGAGCACCUCGCCAAGCGUCAGGAAGCAGCUGCACCCAUCAACCUGAAGUAUGCGAUCAACAAUGCCGGCAGACAGGCACCCCUGGACGAGAAGACCUUGGCCGAGAAUGCGGUUCAUAAGAACGGUCUCCGACUCACCGAUACCCAUAACCUGUACGGACACAUGGAGGCCAUGGCCACCCACCACUCUCUUCUCCAGCUCAACCCCAACCAACGUCCCUUCAUCCUCACUCGCUCCUCUUUCUCCGGCACUGGUACGCAUCUUCUUUCUCUAUCUGCUCCCAUUUGUUGUUCCUAUGUUGGGAUUAACUUACUAAGACGAUUGCUUUCUUUCACAUCCUCCUUCAAUAGGAUCGUAUGCUGCCAAGUGGACAGGCAAGUUUACUAUUUGUUUCGCGCACUAAGGACACGAUGA
This is a messenger RNA of Linnemannia hyalina, 1842 nucleotides long. Lineage: Eukaryota; Fungi; Mortierellomycota; Mortierellomycetes; Mortierellales; Mortierellaceae. The record is from the annotation of a GenBank genome assembly.